Messenger RNA from Puccinia graminis f. sp. tritici CRL 75-36-700-3, 546 nucleotides. RefSeq lists its product as uncharacterized. NCBI's taxonomy places the organism in Eukaryota, Fungi, Basidiomycota, Pucciniomycetes, Pucciniales, Pucciniaceae. The transcript is spliced from 3 exons. The record is from RefSeq and is a predicted model, not a curated record. Bases 49 to 546 code for a protein of 165 amino acids.
GAUUACCAUGAGUCAUUUGCUUCGACUGUAUCUGAUUGGACUAGCAACAUGCUCACUAGCAUAGUCUCAAAAGCUACAUCAGGAUUCAGGUCCACAUCACCGGAGGAGAAAGAGGUUUUCAAAGGGCCAAUUCUGGAGCCUGGAAUGCGCGAACUGCUGGAUGAGGCGGAUUCAUUUUCUAAAGCUGUUGAAGAGCUUCGUGGUUGGGUAAUGAAAUCGAAUGCAUCCGACUCACCCAAUGCCAAGAAGUUCUUGACUCAAAGCAUUCAGUUAUUAAUGGGAUGCUACCGCGACAUCUUCAAGCAGAUUCAAAACCAAGUGAAUGACAGCUCCUCUUCAGACACUUCGCGCACGGCCACGAAAGCCACGAAGGAUAGUGAGUUCCGAAAAGUCAUUAGAAGAGACCUCGAAAGAAGAGUAGGCACCUUGAGUGCCAUAUUUGUCAGCGACACGAUUAGGAUUGAAAAUUUCAACCCAGAGAUAGUCCUGAACUGGGAGAUAUCUCUUCGAGCUGUGACUUCUUCUACAGCACAAUUCAUCACUUGA